GUAUUUGUCGCUAAAUUCUUGGUAUUUUUAAGCGGUUUUAACUAUUGGAGUACAAACAUGGGAUACGGAUAUUGUGUGGCUAUGAAAACUGGCAUUAGUGGAUCUUCUUCUUGGACCCUUAAGCUCUUUCUUUUGUUCGCGAGUGCGCUGGUUAUUCAUGGGCAGGUCCGCUAUUCUAUCCCCGAAGAAAUGCCAAAGGGAUCUGUUGUGGGGAAUAUCGUGCAGGAUUUGGGGCUGGAUGUGAAAAGAUUGAAAACUGGCCGUGCACGGAUUUUCUCUGAGGGCAGUCGUGAGUACAUAGCGCUGAACAAUGACCGAGGCACUCUUAUUGUGAAAGAAAAGAUUGACCGAGAAGAAAUGUGUGGCCAAGUAACACCGUGCUCUUUAUAUUAUCAGAUUAUACUCGAAAACCCAGUUGAACUGCAUGGCAUUGACGUCGAGAUAUUAGAUAUAAAUGACAACGCACCAUUGUUUCCAGAGGCUAUUGUAAAACUAGAGAUAAGCGAGGGGUCUGUCGUGGGGACUCGCUUUCCAUUAGAAAAUGCUUUCGACGCAGAUGUUGGAAUGAAUUCCAUCCAGUCAUAUUCUCUUUUUCCAAGCGACCAUUUUAAGCUUAAUCAACAAUCCCACUCAGACGGCGCUAAAUAUCUGGAAAUGGUUCUGCAGACCAUACUCGAUAGGGAGACUACAGAGGCGCAUGUUUUAACUCUCACUGCUGUAGAUGGGGGUUCUCCGAGUAGAACAGGGACAGUGAAAAUACAUAUAGAUGUAUUAGACGUGAAUGACAACGCGCCAGUAUUUACAUCUCGUGUUUACAAAGCAUCUUUACCUGAGGAUUCUCCUAAAGGCACGGUAGUGGUGACUGUUAGUGCAUCUGAUGCUGAUGCUGGCACGAAUGGAGAGGUGUCAUAUUCACUUGCGCACACAGAUAACAUGGCGGAUGUGUUUGACAUAGACAGCGCGUCUGGUGAUGUAAAGGUGUUAGGAAAGCUAGAUUAUGAAAACAACAAACAAUAUAAACUGAAUGUGAAGGCAAUGGAUCGGGGACGUUUAAGUGACACAGCUAAAGUAUUGAUUGAUGUUUUCGACGUGAAUGACAAUGCUCCCGUCAUUACUGUUAUGACAUUUUCUGAUAACAUCCCUGAAAAUGCUCUACCCGAUACAGUGGUAGCAGUGCUGAAUGUUAAAGACUUAGACUCAGAGAAAAAUGGAGAUGUGCGCCUCAGUGUCGACAAAGACGUACCUUUUAAAAUCAAAUCUUCGUCUUCCAAUAUUUUCAGAUUGGUUACUGAUCAGGAAUUGGACAGGGAAAGGGUCCCUCAAUACAAUAUAACAUUGACAGCUACUGAUCAGGGGACCCCAUCACACUCCACAACUAAAGUUUUGCAUUUGAAAGUAUCAGAUAUUAACGACAAUGCACCCACUUUUGAGAGUGGUAGUUACACCGCAUAUGUCAUGGAGAAUAACGCACCGGGCCUGUCUGUCUUUUCUGUAAAGGCCAGUGACAAAGACACAGGCCACAACGCUCGAAUAUCGUAUUAUUUGGAGGAGACUCAGAUGAAUAAUGAUUUGAUUUCAACAUAUGUAUCCAUCAACUCAGAGAGUGGUGUCAUACAUGCUGUGCGGGCUUUUGACUUUGAACAAAUGAAGGAAUUACGCAUCAGAGUUAAAGCUUUAGAUGGAGGAUCCCCGCCUCUCAGUAGCAACACCACCGUCACUAUUGUAGUUACAGAUCAGAAUGACAACACACCACAGAUACUUUACCCCGUGCAAACCAGUAGCUCUAUGGUAGCUGAGAUUGUGCCUCGGUCAGCUGAUAUUGGCUAUCUGGUCACUAAAGUGGUGGCUGUAGAUGUGGACUCUGGACAGAAUGCCUGGCUCUCAUAUAAACUACAGAAAGCUGCAGACAGGCCGCUGUUUGAAGUGGGCGCACAGAAUGGAGAGAUCAGAACUGUGCGCCAGGUGACUGAUAAAGAUGCUGUGAAACAGAAACUCACUGUUAUAGUGGAGGACAACGGACAGCCCUCUCGCUCUGCUACAGUCACUGUGAACGUGGCAGUGGCCGACAGCUUCCCUGAAGUGCUGUCAGAGUUCACCGAGUUUACGCACGACAAGGAUUACAAUAACAACUUGACUUUCUUUUUGUUGUUGGCUCUCAUUGUAGUGUCAAUACUUUUCAUUUUCUCUGUCAUUGCGAUCAUAUCUGUUAAAAUCUACAGAUGGAGACAGAGAAAGUUGUUUUAUAAAUCAGCAAAUAAUCUCCCUGUCAUUCCUUACUAUCCAACGAUGUACUCUGACGGAACUUUGCACCAUACCUACAAUUAUGAAAUGUGCGGGACAACUGAUUCUAGAAUGACUGACGUAAAGCCCAUGAGACCAUACAGUCAGAGCACGCUGGUGAGCCUGAGUCGACCUGGGACAGUUCAGAGGCAACAGAAGCAACAGCAGGCUGAUGCUGACGAUAUCUCCCCAGAGGUGAGUCUUAUAGCAUUACGAAACUGGUAAUACUUAAGAUUUAAGCUAAUGCUACAUGUAUUAUAUGUAAAUCAAUCAUAGCCAGUAAGUCAGCACCAUUGUUUCAGCACCAUGGACAGCAUCCACUACAGCACUUGUAGUAACAGGGUUUAGCUGAUG
Engraulis encrasicolus (European anchovy) is the source of this 2634-nucleotide messenger RNA. RefSeq names its product protocadherin gamma-A12-like. The record is from RefSeq and is a predicted model, not a curated record. The transcript has a single exon. Gene Ontology annotation, cellular component: plasma membrane. Gene Ontology annotation, molecular function: calcium ion binding. The coding region runs from base 58 to 2505 and encodes 815 amino acids. Gene Ontology annotation, biological process: homophilic cell-cell adhesion. NCBI's taxonomy places the organism in Eukaryota, Metazoa, Chordata, Actinopteri, Clupeiformes, Engraulidae.